AUGACGCAGGUUAUGGAGGACGCUGUCUGUGAGGUUCUGUCCAGUGUGGUGGACGACGUCAAUCAUGCCGUCAGCCGAAACAUCGGCGGCGCUGAGCUUCUGCACGAGCUGCUGAGUGCGCCGUGGCUGCGCGCUCUGCUGCAGAUUUAUGAGUGCCUGGUGCAAUUCGAGAUGUCGACACCCACACCCAUCCUGCCCUACGCCUCAGGACUCUCACAUGAGAUCAUGAGUGCGAUACAGAAGGUCCACCGUCCCUCAGCUGAAGCCCGAGAGCUAUACAGCCUCCUCAGCUCUCCACACAUCCAGGCUCUCCUGUCGUCCCAGGACAGCGUGGCCCAGUCAGACUACGACCCCGUGUUGCCUCCUCUGCCUGACGACAUGCCCGAGGACGAGGAGGCCAUGAGGGUCAUCUGUCUGGUGAAGAACAAUCAGCCGCUGGGGGCCACGAUACGGAGGGACGAGGAGACGGGAGAGAUCUUUAUCGCGAGGGUGAUCCACGGAGGACUGGCCGACCGCAGCGGACUCCUCCAUCCCGGUGAUCUGCUGGUGGAGGUGAACGGGAACCCUGUGGUGGGUCUGGAACCAGAACAGCUGAUCCAGAUACUGAUUAAUUCCCAGGGAACCAUCCUGUUUAAAGUGAUUCCUGAUGCAGGUCAGAGCAGCGGCAGCCAGACAUCGGUGUUCAUGAAGGCGAUGGUGGACUACUGCCCACUGCAGGACUCCUCCAUCCCGUGUCCCGAUGCAGGGAUGGCGUUCAGCAGAGGAGACGUGCUGGAGGUUGUUGACCAAUCGGACGGACACUGGUGGCAGGCCAGGAAGCUGCCCUGCUCUGCAGCCUGCGCCGGGCUCAUUCCCUCUGCCAGCAUGCUGAAAAGUAAACUGAAGGAACAUUGGUGGUGUCAGCAAUUGCAGGGUCAUACCUGCAUCAGACCCUAUUCUGUUCCAGAGGACGAUCGAACACACGCUGAAGACAAACACACAGUCGCAGAACUGGAAGAAAUACACUUUGAUGAAGCCGACUCUGAUAUUACUGAUGGAAUCUACCUGGCUGGUUUCCGGCGGAGUUUCCGUCUCUGGCAGAGAACGUCCUUCAGGAAGCGACGGCAGUCAUGCACCUCAUGCUUGCCCAGCAGCGGCGCCCUGUCCACUCCAUACGAGGAGGUGGCUCUGUACCAGCGCCCCCCGCAGGAGAACCACCGCCUCAUCAUCCUCGUCGGUGCUGCAAAAGUUGGAGUUAACGAACUGAGGAAAAGACUCAUCAAACUGAACCCUUCGACCUUCCAGGGACCCGUACCUCACACCUCUCGUCCAAUCAGAGCAGGGGAGCAGACGGGAAGAGAGUACAACUUUGUCACCAAAGAGCUGUUUGAGUACAUGGUCUGUAACCACAGGUUUGUGGAGUACGGGGAGUAUAAGGGCCACCUGUACGGGACCAGCACUGAUGCUAUUGAUGAGGUGCUGAAACGAGGACGGAUGUGCAUCAUCGAUGUUGAACCACAUAGCAUCCAGUCGCUGCGGACGAAGAAACUGAAGCCCUACGUGAUCUUCAUCAAAGCUCUGAGUCCGGACAGACUGAGACAGACCCGGAGAGACGCCCGAACCAUCACCAACUGCACCGUCAACAGAGCAUUCACAGAGGAAGACUUUGUGGAGCUGGAGGAGGCGUCCCGGCUGAUGGAGGCCAAGUACAAACAGCUGUUCGACAGCGUGCUGGUGAACGACGACCUGCAGGACGCCUGCAUGCAGCUCUGCUCCGUCAUCCAGACGGCGCAGCACGAACCGCAGUGGAUCCCCGUCAGCUGGAGCCAGACGGACGAGUAACGAGAGGAAGGAGAGGAAGGGAAGGAGAGUAAGAGAAGGAGAGGAAGAGAAGGAGAGGAAGGGAUGAGGAUAUCAAGUCUACAAUUGAGAAUAUGUGUUGGAUGA
Molecule: messenger RNA, 1926 nt
Organism: Perca flavescens (yellow perch)
Lineage: Eukaryota; Metazoa; Chordata; Actinopteri; Perciformes; Percidae
Product: MAGUK p55 subfamily member 4
Exons: 19
Coding region: 1-1821 (606 amino acids)
Molecular function (GO): protein binding
Source: RefSeq, a predicted model, not a curated record